AUGCUGCUUGGACAGACUGCCUACAGCCAGCAGCUCAGCUAUAAUGACAGUAUCCAAGCGUUGGCCUAUGGCAACAUUGCCACCUCUGUGGAAUCCAGCGGCAAUGUUUGGCUCAAUAUCACUGGUUUCGCCGAGAACGAACUCCCACACAUUCAGGUAGAUAUGGGGAUCCAUUCCCUGGACAACGCGCGCGAGCUGCAGGUAAUCGCGAAUCUGGCACAAAGUGCCGCAAGUCAGGCACUCUGA
Messenger RNA from Monascus purpureus, 246 nucleotides. The record is from the annotation of a GenBank genome assembly. NCBI's taxonomy places the organism in Eukaryota, Fungi, Ascomycota, Eurotiomycetes, Eurotiales, Aspergillaceae.